Durusdinium trenchii is the source of this 861-nucleotide messenger RNA. The record is from the annotation of a GenBank genome assembly. Lineage: Eukaryota; Dinophyceae; Suessiales; Symbiodiniaceae.
AUGGUGGAGCUGUGCUCGGCGAUGUCGGGUGAAGUGGUGGCACAGCUGGCUGCCAUGGAGCUCGAAGAGAAGGUGGUGAAGGAGUUGAAGAGGCAUUUUGGAUGGACAACUAGGACAUAUUACCACCUAGCUGUUCUUCUACCUCCUUUGAAGGUGCUAUUGGUGGUGCUCAGUCUGCUGGAAGAUGAGUGCCAGGGUCAACGGCUCAUCUUGGCAUGUGUUGCAGAUCGCUGGAAAGAAGUUGAAGUGCUACUGCAGAAGCCUUUGGCCCCAGACUUCAUCCUUGAGAAUUACCAGACGGCGCUGCACGUGGCUGCUGUGAACGGGCAUGGCCAGUCCUUAGGAGUGGUGCAGCUAUUGCUUGAGGCUGAGGUUGACAUUAGCACAGGCCGCGUGGCAGAUGACUACCAAGCUUUGCAUAUUGCGAAGGCUGACGCAGACAAGGCUGAUAAUGACGGCUUGACAGCUUUGCAUGCCGCUCAGGCGAAGCAAGAUGAGGCGAUGAAAGAUGGGACGACUGCUAUACACUUGGCUGACGCUGACAAGGCUGACAAUGACGGUUUGACAGCGUUGCACGUGGCAGCUCAAAGCGGCUGCCCAAGACUGACACAGCGGUUGCUGAAGGCGAUGGCAGACAUAGACAAAGAUCAGCCCUACUUGAAUCAACAGCAGCAGGUCGCACGCCUGGAGGCCACCGCCACCUCGCUCGACGUGCUGUUGGCGGCGGCCCUGGAGAGAGAGCAGCAGGAUCGGCGCUGCCUCGGGUCUUGGGCCCAACAAGAGCUUCAGCUGAUGUCAAUGGAUGCAAAAAAGGAAGAAGGAUGGAUGCCAUCUGAGUAUAGAUGUUUCCAUAUGCCCUAA